Molecule: messenger RNA, 1263 nt
Organism: Kuraishia capsulata CBS 1993
Lineage: Eukaryota; Fungi; Ascomycota; Pichiomycetes; Pichiales; Pichiaceae
Exons: 1
Coding region: 1-1263 (420 amino acids)
Biological process (GO): regulation of transcription by RNA polymerase II; regulation of cyclin-dependent protein serine/threonine kinase activity
Cellular component (GO): transcription factor TFIIK complex; nucleus
Molecular function (GO): cyclin-dependent protein serine/threonine kinase regulator activity
Source: RefSeq, a predicted model, not a curated record
AUGAGUAAAGUGGUGUUUGAAUCGGAAUUUCUUCCGAUAACGACCGUCUUAGUUUCAUUAUUUACAAGGGUUUUUUUGGAAGAAAUGUCUGUAAAUGACACCAAACCUACGACCAAGAGGGUCUCGAAUGAUGACCUGUACAGAAGGUCUUCUCAGUACAGAGUGUGGUCGUUCACCUCAGAGGAGCUCCAGAGAAGGCGACAAGACAACAACCUCAACGGAACGAAGGUUGUCAAACAAAGAGUGGAUGACCUUGAAGCGACAACUCCUGAGUUGCAAGAAGUCAAAGAAUCGGGCGUUGAACCUAUCACGGUGGAUGAAGAGGCCAAGAUCGUGGCAUACUAUGCCAGAAAGGCUAGUGAUGUGGCACAUUUCUUCAAGUUACCUACGCAGGCAAGAGCUACAGCCAUUUCUUUCCUAAAGAAGUUUUUCCUGAUGCAUAGUGUUAUGGAGUAUCAUCCGCUCAAUGUGAUGUACAGCUGUAUCUUUUUAGCAGCUAAGAGCGAGAAUAGCUUCAUCGGAAUCAAGACGUUCACCGGUGCUAUGCCCAAGCUGACUCCAGAAUCCAUACUCGAGAACGAAUAUCCAAUAUUAGAAUCUUUACAGUUCACGCUGCUGUGUCAGCAUCCUUUCAGACCGUUAUACGGAUUUUACCUCGAUGUUCAAGCAGUUCUUCCGAAAGCCGACAAAUCAAGACUCGGACAGGGCUAUGAUAGGGCUCGGAAAAUCGUGAACGAAAGCUUGUUUUCGGAUACCUGCUUUUUAUACACUCCCCCUCAGAUUGCUCUGGCAGCACUCUGGGAGGUGGACUCUGUGGUAGUGGAGAGGUAUCUGGCCAGGAAGUUUGGUUACAAAAAGAAGAAGGAUGAUGGCCUUGCCAGCGUUAAAGAGGACCCUAGCGAAGAGCCCACUGACGUGAAAGAAGAGAAUACAGAAGAGGAAACAAAGCUAGACGUGCAAGAAGAAGAAAUCAAGGCAAAAACCCCAGAGCAACAUUACAACUUUAUCAUGACCAUAGUGAAAAAAUGCUCGCAACACAUACACGAGGCCCUAAACCCUUCCUUGGAAGAGGCCAAGAUCAUAUCCACCAAAGUGCAUUUCUGUUUGGAACCUAAGAAGCUUGCAAAGAAACUGGCCAAACAGAGGCUUACCGAUGCGAAGACUCCCGAGGUUUCGGUUUCCCUUGAAGCUGAGUCGUUGAAGAGAGAGCCAGACUCGGAUGUCUCUCUUCGGGAAGAUCUCAAAAGAGCAAAGAUAGACUAG